AUGGCAAGUUACAAUCGCGUCGCUGCUGUUACAGGGGGUAAUAAAGGUAUUGGUCUAGCUAUUGUCAGACAGCUUGCUCUCCAGUACCCCAAAUCCAGCUUCAAUUCAGGCCCCUUUCUCAUUUACUUGACUGCGCGAAACCAAGAACGUGGCGAGAAGGCACUGCAGGACAUCAACGACGAUGCACAACUGAAAAAAGCCAAGGCUUUGAAGAGUGACGGAGGCCUUGCAGAAAUUAAAUACCUGCCACUGGAUAUCGAUAGUCAAGACAGCAUCAAAUCCUUCGCGGAACAGAUCGGAAAGUCUCACCCUAAAGGCAUUGAUUUUCUGAUCAACAAUGCCGCUGUCGCGUUGGAUGGCUUCGAUGCGGAUGUGGUGAAGAAGACGUUACAUAGCAAUUACUACGGAGCUUUGGAACUCACGAAACACUUACUGCCUCAUAUGGUUGAUGGGGGGCGAUUUGUACAUCUUGCAAGCACAGCCAGCAUCCUGGACUCGAAGUACUCCGCUUCUAUUCGCAAGCGAUUCCUCGAGGCAACCGAAACUCGGCAGAUUACCGACUUGAUGGAGGAGUUCACGACUGCCGUUGAGAAGAACGAUUACAAAUCAAAUUGGCCUGGCGCGGCAUACAAGGUCUCGAAAGCUGGACUUGCAGGCUUGACAAAGACAAUGGCUUUGGAGAAUGGUGAUCGCGUUUUGAUUAACUGUGCUGAUCCUGGAUAUGUAAAUACUGAUAUGACCAAGGGUAGAGGCACCAAGACUCCCGAUGAAGGUGCUCAGCUUCCUGUUCAUCUGGCUCUGGGCGAUAUAGGAGGCACACAUGGCAAGUUUUGGCGCCAUGGAGAAGUGUCAGCAUGGGAGAGAGUAUGA
Messenger RNA from Lithohypha guttulata, 870 nucleotides. RefSeq lists its product as uncharacterized. The record is from RefSeq and is a predicted model, not a curated record. NCBI's taxonomy places the organism in Eukaryota, Fungi, Ascomycota, Eurotiomycetes, Chaetothyriales, Trichomeriaceae. The transcript has a single exon. Bases 1 to 870 code for a protein of 289 amino acids. Gene Ontology annotation, molecular function: oxidoreductase activity.